UUUGAAUAGCACAAUCAUGACUCAAAAACAGCUAAGCAAAUUCCUAGAUGAGAAGUUGGAAGAAAAUGAAAAGGCUACUCCUUCAGAACGGACAUUUAUGUAUGAUGGGGUGAAAUAUCCUACUAUGAUCUGUUGCCUGGAAACUCUGAAAAGGGUUAAUACUUUUAGAGCUCGAAAAGAUGAUAUCAUACUAGUAUCAUAUCCCAAAACAGGUUCAAACUGGGUUGGGGAGAUUUUAAGACAGCUGGAAAUUGCCUCUGGAAAAUAUGAUGAAGUUGAACAGAAGCAAAGGCAGCAAAUACUGGAGGAAUUAUCACUACUUCCUUUUCUUGAAUUUGGAGAUCCAGAAAAAUUUGAGAGGAUGGAAAAACUGCCUCCCAGAAGAAUUAUAAAAACACACCUCAUCCCUCACAUGUUGCCCAGGUCUUUUUUUGAAAAGAAGACAAAAAUGCUGGUUUUGUUUCGGAAUCCAAAGGAUGUAGCAGUAUCUUUCUUCCAUUUUGCCAAAGGCAUACACAUGAAUGACCAGAAUACCUGGGAUGAGUUCUUUGAAGAGUAUAUCACUGGAAAAGUGACCUAUGGAUCUUAUUUUGAUCAUAUUUCUGAAUGGAACAAGCAUCUGAAUGACAGCAAUGUAUUUUUUAUUACCUAUGAGGAAAUAAAAGAGAAUCCAGUCUCAGCACUGAAAAAAAUAGCCAAAUUCUUUGAUUUUUCUGUUACUGAAGAGGAGAUUGAGAGCAUUGUAGAGAAAACAAGUUUUGAAAGCAUGAAAAAUACCGCGGAAAACUACGGGAAACUAGGAAAGGCACUUUUCCGCAAAGGCAUAGUAGGUGACUGGACAUCUGUCUUCUCAGAAAGCCAGAAUGAAAAAAUGGACAGAAAAUUUGAGGAGACUGUAGCAAAAACUCAGCUUGGCAUGAAGUUGAAAUAUGAGCUGUACUGCAAAAACUGAAGAGAUCAUCAGUGCUGCAAAUAUCUCAUGUUCUGAUUCUCUGCGUUAAGUCAUUCAAAAAGAAUUGGUAGUGCCUUCCUCAGUCUCCAGAUGUGCUAGAUGUCAUUUCUGAUACCCGUAAUCCCAACACAGCUAUGGUUGGGUUAUAUGAUGAGUCAAAGAUUAUAGGAGCUGAAGUCCAACAAUCUGAAAAAAGCUGCUUUCAAUACACCAUUCGCUCUUUUCUCCUCUUAUGGAUAUUGACAUAUUUUUACAUUGCAUACUUAUUUUUAAGUGGAAGAACUCUUCCAGAAUUAAUUUAAAAAAAUCUAUACUUGCCUGUAAGAAUGUACUCCCUUGCUCUAUGCAAGAUUGGUUGAGAAAGCAAGGAAAUGAUGUUGUGAAUAGGUGGUAGUAGUAGUAGUAGUAACUGUGAGAAGGAUUUUGGAGUCCUGGUGGAUUUAAAUAUGAGCCAGCAA
Molecule: messenger RNA, 1410 nt
Organism: Thamnophis sirtalis
Lineage: Eukaryota; Metazoa; Chordata; Lepidosauria; Squamata; Natricidae
Product: sulfotransferase 6B1
Molecular function (GO): sulfotransferase activity
Source: RefSeq, a predicted model, not a curated record